AUGGAGUUUGUGCUCAUGAGAGGCAUUGUUCUUGAUGGAGGGCUCAGGAGAGUCCCUGUGCAUCUCCGAAGAGGUCCAAGUCCUGGAUCCACUCCAUCCCCACCUCUGAUGCUGCAACAAAAGGCAGGGGUGGGGGAGCUUUUCAAACUGGGGCCUUUGCAGAAAGUUCUCACAGAUUGUUCUGUUACUGUCUCAGUAGCCCAGGCUGGGAAGUCAUCAGCAAGGCUCUGCCCCAACACACUUGCCUUCUCUGACCAGGAGAAUUUAGGCCUAAAUUCAGAAACUCAUCAGCCUCAAGGAAAGUCUGGGUUCCAGAGUCGACUCUUUACCUUAGGACUGAACAAGAACAGUUUAGUCAAAAAUACUGUUCAGAUCGAGUUCAGAAGACAGCGAGAGGCCUUGGAGAAGAAACUUGAACUGGCUGAUUAUUGCAUCGGCCCCCUGUUUUGGGGCUGCAUGCCUGUGGGCCCUUGGGGUGCACAGCCAGUGGCUCCCUGGUUAGCACCAUGGCUGGUUUUUAUGGUUGCCGCAGAGUGGAGGGUGGCAGAGCGCCUGCCUGAAGUGCAGGGCUCCCUACCCACGCACCCACCCACCCCCAAGCGGGGCGGUCGACUCGAAAAGGGGCAACGAGGAGCCACCCAGAGAUGGGCAGCGGGCAGGGUGCCGCGUCUGGGGCUCGAACUAGCGCCGUCGCACCCUGGCGCGAACACCGGUUGCGGGCAGUGCUCUCCCGGGCGAGCUCGCGCAGGCUUUCUCUUCUUCCCGCCGUCGCCCCUACCCUACUCACCUGAGCCUCAGAGAGCGAAGGACCAAGACAUUCCCCGGCUGUUGCCGUUGUUGUUGAUUAAUGUACUUGCAAAGGUGCAAGUUCAAGGAAUGACUGGAAAUAUCCAAUUUGACACUUACGGACGUAGGACAAAUUAUACCAUUGAUGUGUAUGAAAUGAAAGUCACUGGCUCUCAAAAAGCUGGCUAUUGGAAUGAGUAUGAAAGGUUUGUGCCUUUUGCAGAUCAGCAAAUCAGCAAUGACAGUGCAUCCUCAGAAAACCAGACCAUAGUGGUGACUACCAUUCUGGAAUCACCAUACGUUAUGUAUAAAAAGAACCAUGAGCAACUCGAAGGAAAUGAGCACUAUGAAGGCUAUUGUGUAGACUUAGUCUAUGAAAUAGCUAAACAUGUAAGGAUCAAAUACAAACUGUCCAUUGUCGGUGAUGGGAAAUAUGGUGCAAGGGAUCCAGAGACUAAAAUAUGGAGCAUGGUUGGAGAACUUGUCUAUGGGAGAGCAGAUAUAGCUGUUGCUCCACUCACUAUAACACUGGUCCGCGAAGAAGACAUAGAUUUUUCAAAGCCGUUUAUGAGCCUGGGCAUCUCCAUCAUGAUAAAGAAGCCUCAGAAAUCAAAACCUGUUGUAUUCUCAUUUCUGGAUCCUCUGGCUUAUGAGAUCUGGAUGUGCAUCUUCUUCGCUUACAUUGGAGUCAGUGUAGUUCUUUUCCUAGUCAGUAGAUUCAGUCCUUACGAGUGGCACUUGGAAGAUAACAAUGAAGAACCUCAUGACCCACAAAGCCCCGCUGAUCCUCCAAAUGAAUUUGGAAUAUUUAACAGUCUUUGGUUUUCCUUGGGUGCUUUUAUGCAACAAGGAUGUGAUAUUUCUCCAAGAUCACUCUCUGGGCGCAUUGUUGGAGGGGUCUGGUGGUUCUUCACCCUGAUUAUAAUUUCUUCCUAUACUGCCAAUCUUGCUGCUUUCCUGACUGUGGGGAGGAUGGUUUCUCCCAUAGAGAGUGCUGAAGACUUAGCCAAGCAGACUGAAAUUGCAUAUGGGACCCUGGACUCUGGUUCAACAAAAGAAUUUUUCAGAGUAAGUGCUUUACAGUUAAUUGUGCCUGCUGGUUUUUAUUUUAUCAUCUUUUCACAAAGGCAAAUUCACAGUGCUUUUAAGGGAGGAUUGGGAUGUGGUUGUAAUAUUAUCAAAAGAGAGCUUCUUAAAUGUGGCACUGCUUGAUUGAUGACCUAAUUCAUUGUCCUUUAGAACUAUGAUGACUCAUGUGAGGCAUAACAAGUGGCAUGUUGAGAGCACUGAGUUUGGACUCCCAGGUUUGAAUACCAACUCUGCCACAGUGAUUAUCCUUGGGCAAGUCAUUUAACUUCUGUCAGCCUUCAUUCCCUUAUUUGAAUAAUGACUUGGUUGGACCAAAUAAUAUUCUCCCUUCUAACUUUUCAAAAGCAGUGAUUUUAUGUCUCAGCAAUUAACAGAAAUUAGGUAACUGACUUUGACUAAGAUACUGAUGAGAGACAGACUCUAAAAUAUUGUGUAUUUCAUUUUAGAUGACAGCUUCCUAUUAAAAUGUUUCAAGUACUCAUGUACAUGCUGACAAGAAAAUUUUCAGGGCAGCUGAUUAUUGUUUUAAUUUCUUAAGUCAAUCUAUGUUCCC
Molecule: messenger RNA, 2428 nt
Organism: Choloepus didactylus (southern two-toed sloth)
Lineage: Eukaryota; Metazoa; Chordata; Mammalia; Pilosa; Megalonychidae
Product: glutamate receptor 3-like
Biological process (GO): monoatomic ion transport; synaptic transmission, glutamatergic; modulation of chemical synaptic transmission
Cellular component (GO): AMPA glutamate receptor complex; postsynaptic membrane; dendritic spine
Molecular function (GO): transmitter-gated monoatomic ion channel activity involved in regulation of postsynaptic membrane potential; AMPA glutamate receptor activity
Source: RefSeq, a predicted model, not a curated record